ACAGUCUUUGAUAUUCAUGUUCAGCAACCUUUUGGAGACAUUCUCAUAUUCCUGACUGGACGCGAUGAAAUUGAUUUCGUUGUUGGAGAAAUUUCACAAAGGGCAACAACAUUGCCACGUUCGGCAAUGAAAAUAUUACCAUUACCCAUUUAUGCAGGUCUUCAGUUAGAACAACAAUUACAAAUUUUUGAACCCACACCAUACAAUACUCGCAAAGUUAUAGUAGCGACUAACAUCGCCGAAGCCUCCAUAACUCUUGAAGGUAUUGUGUACGUUAUUGAUUGUGGAUUUGUAAAACUGCGGGCCUAUACGCCGAGAACCGGAAUGGAAAGCCUUGUCGUAGCUCCAAUUUCCAAAGCAUCUGCUCAACAAAGAGCUGGGCGUGCAGGAAGAGUUGGGCCUGGUAAAACAUAUAGGUUAUAUACCGAAGAUUCGUUUUAUAAAUUAGAGGAUGCAAGCAUCCCAGAGAUACAAAG
Messenger RNA from Dentiscutata erythropus, 476 nucleotides. NCBI's taxonomy places the organism in Eukaryota, Fungi, Glomeromycota, Glomeromycetes, Diversisporales, Gigasporaceae. The record is from the annotation of a GenBank genome assembly.